ACCGAUCUCUUUUGUUCUCUCUUCUAAUGUCGUCUCUGAAGCCGCUGCCACCGUCGCCGCCGCCGCCGUCUUCAACUCGGCGAGACUUCUUUAGCACGCGAAAUCCCAAGAAACGGUUGGCAACUCCGGAUUCCAUUUUCUUAAUGGACCCCGAAGUGAUCGAGAUCCCUCCUCCGGUUCCUAGCUCUUUGAGGUCUAACAAGAAAAAACAGGUUGUUAUUCAUGAAAUAAUUGACGCCGAUAAGGAUAAAGAUUCAAGUGAUAUAGUGAUCCUUGAUGAGAUGGUUGAUGUAAGGAACAAAGGGAAGGCAGUAAAAAGUAGCCACGGUGUCUAUAGUGCUAUUCAAGCUGAGGAUUUUGUGGCCAAACCUACUGGUUCAAUAAACAAGGUUGAACCUUCUAAGAAUUCUACCCAAGGAUCACACAAUGUAUAUAACCUAGAUUGUGAUUUGGCCUGUGAUGAUGAUUUAUUUGAGAACUAUUACCUUGGUGAUCAUAUGAAUGUUGACGAGUAUGCCAUGUUGCAAGCACAUUUUGAUAAUUUUGAUAUUCCUGCUGGAGUAAAGAUUCAAGAAAUAAUUGACGCCGAUAAGGAUAAAGAUUCAAGUGAUAUAGUGAUCCUUGAUGAGAUGGUUGAUGUAAGGAACAAAGGGAAGGCAGUAAAAAUUAGCCCCGGUGUCUAUAGUGCUAUUCAAGCUGAGGAUUUUGUGGCCAAACCUACUGGUUUAAUAAACAAGGUUGAACCUUCUAAGAAUUCUACCCAAGGAUCACACAAUGUAUAUAACCUAGAUUGUGAUUUGGCCUGUGAUGAUGAUUUAUUUGAGAACUAUUACCUUGGUGAUCAUAUGGAUGUUGACGAGUAUGCCAUGUUGCAAGCACAUUUUGAUAAUUUUGAUGUUCCUGCUGGAGUAGAGGCAUCCGUCCCUUGGUUUCCAGACUUUGCACAGAGUAAAAAGAAUACUUCUCAUGCAAACACUCAAUCAAGUCUUAACAGCAAUGACCAAUCUCAUUCGUCUUGGUUGUCAGAGUCUGCUCAUAUGAACAAGAAGUCAGCUUCAGUUGGUAGUUCAAGUUUCCCGACCCUACCGGAUCCUAUAAGUCAUUCUCCCGGAGCAGGUGUUCCUUCAACCUUUUUAGUUUCGCAAGGUUCACAAAGUAAGAAGUCAGCUACUUCACAACAGAAAUUUAGUAAUCAAAAUCUUCCAGUUUGGAAUUCAUUCCAGUCUUACCAGGUCGGUGGAUCAACUAGCGGUAGUAAUGGGAGCCACACUGAUCCAUUGAUGCUCCCUCAUGCAGUAAAUCCAACUUACUGGGAUCACUUUAGUUCUUCUGUAAAGAAGCAAAUUGGUGCUGGUAGUUUGAUGUUUCCAAAUGUUCCUCCACCUAUAGAGGUAUUAAAUCACACUAUGGUUGCGGAACCAUCCAUGUCUUGGUGGCUGCCCCAAAUGAAACCAAAAUAUAAUCCCAGUAAGCAUAAAAUCUAUUCAAGUUUUCAUGAUCCAGUAGAUGGUGAUUACAUUACUCCUCAAGAAGUGGAAGAUAUAAAAACCCAGAGAAAUGUAAAUGAAGAAGAAAUCCUCAGUAAGUUCCAACUUUUUAAACAGUUUGAUACCGUUGAAGAUUUUGUGGACCAUCACUAUGCUUCCAGUGGAUCUUCAACAAAGCAGCCACCAAAGAACUGGGCAAAGAAGAUUCAGGAGGAGUGGAGAAUUCUUGAGAAGGAUUUACCAGAUACUAUUUUUGUAAGGGUGUACGAAUCAAGGAUGGAUCUCUUAAGGGCUGUGAUUAUAGGAGCAGAGGGAACUCCUUACCAUGAUGGUCUCUUCUUCUUUGAUGUUUUCUUCCCUGCUAGCUAUCCUAAAGCCCCACCACAUGUUUACUACCACUCUGGUGGACUUCGACUGAAUCCAAAUUUGUAUGGUUGUGGAAAAGUAUGCCUUAGUCUUCUUAACACUUGGUCUGGUAAUAAGAAUGAGAAGUGGAUACCUGGUAUGUCGACUAUGCUCCAAGUUCUGGUAUCUAUUCAGGCUCUAAUCUUGAAUCAGGAUCCAUACUUUAACGAGCCUGGUUGGGCUCGUCAUAAAGGCACAAAACAAGGUGCACAAUUGUCCCGACAAUACAACGAGGAUACAUUCAUUUUGUCACUGAAGACAAUGGUAUAUUCAAUGAGGAGGCCGCCAAAGCAUUUUGAGGAUUUCGUUGUGGGUCAUUUCCACCGCCGUGCUCAGGAUAUUCUUGUAGCAUGUAAAGCAUAUAUGGAUGGUGCUCAGGUAGGUUGCCUGGCAAAAGGCGGUGUUCAAGAUGUCGAUGAAGGUGACAAGAGCUGCUCAAGUAUGUUUAAGGCGUCUGUUGCAGGAUGUGUAAAUAUGCUCGUGAAAGAAUUUACUACACUCGGAGUAAAGGAUUGUGAGAAAUUCCUUACUGUCCCCAAAAGUCGGCAUAAUUGAUCUCACAAGGUUUCAGUACUGUGAACUACGUUUUAAAAUUAAAAUUUUGAAACUGGAUUAGGAAGGGUUUCAUUUAUAAAUAUGCAUAGCCAGUUUAAAUAGAGUUCUUAGCCAGUAAUUUAGAAUUGAAUUGAGCAGUGCCCUAUGCUUUCCUUCAUAGGAUGCUCACAUAUAGUCUCUGACGUUGUAAAUUGAUGCAUAUAUUGAUGGGGGCAUCGGUUCUUUUCGGAUUUUUCAAUCUGUUACGGUUUGAGCUUA
Molecule: messenger RNA, 2705 nt
Organism: Hibiscus syriacus
Lineage: Eukaryota; Viridiplantae; Streptophyta; Magnoliopsida; Malvales; Malvaceae
Product: probable ubiquitin-conjugating enzyme E2 26
Exons: 9
Coding region: 27-2447 (806 amino acids)
Molecular function (GO): ubiquitin conjugating enzyme activity
Source: RefSeq, a predicted model, not a curated record